CGUCUAUAUAUUUGCGAAAAUUUGAAAAUAAGGAAGUCAAUAAGCAUGACAUAGAAUGAAGUUAAUAAAUGAAGGCCUAAUUUACUAAUACACACAUACUGGGGCCCAUGGGAUCCAUUCGAUUCUGCAUUUUGGGCUCCCUACAAAUACCCCUUCCAUCACCAAGUAAUCCUCAUCAAAAAUUCUUGCUCACAACCAUCCUUGUCUUGGAUGCUGUUGUCUGCUUGAAUUUUCAAGCUACUAACGUUGAUAUGCCUGCGAGAAGGAGCCCUAAUCACAUUCCCUCGGAGUCGGAGGGCAUCGUCACCAUCCUCGCCGAAACCUGCAAGGCCGGAUCCAUACGCCGCACUCUCUCCGCCGACAUGUCCUCCAAGAAAUGGCUCCACCAAAACGGCUUCUUCUCCCCCAUCAAGAAGAUCGUCUCCUCCCAACAAAUCGCCCCUAAUCAAGACCAAGUCUGGAGCUCUAUCCAAGCCGACAAGGACACGAAUGAUCAGCCACCUCAAACCACCGGAGUUUGGGGAUUGAUUCUCACUCAAAAGAGCGACACUUCCCCGCCCUACAUCCCACCCAUGCUCAAGAGGAGCACCAGCAGCUUGAGCGACAAGAGCCUCGAGGUCUGCACCGAGAGCCUCGGCUCCGAGACUGGCUCCGACUGCUUCUCCUGCCCCACCGAUGCAGAUGAUCAAGACACAGACGACCAGAUCUUGUCGCAGAGAAACGAGGGCGACCCUUUUGCUGAUUUGCACGUCGUCAAGUACAAGAACUCGCCGCCGAGGCCCUUCCCUCCGCCGCUGCCCUCCAUCGCCGCCGGCGCCUCCCUGCAAAUGCAAUCCCACCGCCAGAAUGGGAGGCUGGUUCUCGAAGCCGUCUCCGUUGCUCCCAGAAACGUUUUCCACGCCCGCCGCCACGACGGCCGCCUUCUCCUCACCUUGGAGCAUGCUCCGGAAGCCGAGGAGGAGGAGGAGGAGGAGACGGCGGUGCAACUGAAAAGUGGUGGUGGAAAAGAAGAAUCUUUGGUGGAGAAGAAUCUGUCUUUGCCAAGUGGGAUGAUAAGUGUGCAUAAAUCAGGGCUAGUGAUGAAAAAGCUUAUGGCGGUAGGGAAUAUUAACCCCAAAUGGGCCAAUGACGUGGCCGCGCGCGACGGCGGGGAGAUUUCCCCGCAGUCGCUGCCGCCGCGGCCGCGGGCCGGGCGGCUGUCCUUCAACGACUACGAGUACUUCUGGCGGAGCGAGCCCGGGUUCAUGAUCAGCAGGAGUGUGCAGGAACCGAACCGAACCGAGAAAACCGAGCGAAUCAGCAGCAAGAUGAAUCAAGAAUUGGUGAUGUACAUGAGGGGUUGCAAAGAGAAGAGGAGAUCGCUUAUUUGGGAGAAGCCAUACUGCAUAGCAACUUCUUGAUAUUGUUCCAAGAGAAAAUAAUGAUUUUUAAUUAAUUACCAACAAAAGACAAAAAAUUGUUGAUUUAACCAAUUAAUAUUGUUCAUCUCCCACUCCUAGUGCCUGGCCCUGCCCUGUUGUUCCGAAAAGAUUUGUGUAGCCAGAAAUAAGCCUUAAUGGGAGUGAGAAAAAUACUCUUUUUUCCA
Messenger RNA from Salvia miltiorrhiza (redroot sage), 1585 nucleotides. RefSeq names its product protein FAF-like, chloroplastic. NCBI's taxonomy places the organism in Eukaryota, Viridiplantae, Streptophyta, Magnoliopsida, Lamiales, Lamiaceae. The record is from RefSeq and is a predicted model, not a curated record. The coding region runs from base 108 to 1400 and encodes 430 amino acids. The transcript has a single exon.